AUGUAUUUGGAGCCGAAUUUAAAAGUAUUUUCUUCUAUUGUAGUAUUUUUCUACCUUACAUCUACGCAAGCGAAGAACGUGCGAAUUCAAUUAGACUCGGAGGAUCUUUUGAACAUAAUUAAAACUCUUAUCUCUAAAGAUGUGCCCGUACAAAGAAGUAAUUAUGGUUUUCGUAAUCCCUACCAUCCAGAGGACGGAAUGAUUGAUGAUAACAAAGCUGCAAACAAUUUUAAAACACACGACACAAGCAAAGUGCUUUUCCAAGAUUAUAAGUCGGAACGUACUAUUGAAUCGGAGAAUAAUGUAUUUUUAAAAGAUCCCAAUAAAAUAAGUGAUGAUGAGUUAGAAUAG
This is a messenger RNA of Leptosia nina, 351 nucleotides long. The record is from the annotation of a GenBank genome assembly. NCBI's taxonomy places the organism in Eukaryota, Metazoa, Arthropoda, Insecta, Lepidoptera, Pieridae.